Molecule: messenger RNA, 711 nt
Organism: Heterobilharzia americana
Lineage: Eukaryota; Metazoa; Platyhelminthes; Trematoda; Strigeidida; Schistosomatidae
Source: the annotation of a GenBank genome assembly
AUGUUACCUGCAGGAGUGGUAUUAUUAUUAUUAUUAUUACCAUCAUCAUCAUCAUCAUCAUCAUCAUCAUCAUCAUCAUCAUCAUCAUCAUCAUCAUCAUCAUCAUCAUCAUCAUCAUCAUCAUCAUCAUCAUCAUCAUCAUCAUCAUCAUCAUCAUCAUCAUCAUCAUCAUCAUCAUCAUCAUCAUCAUCAUCAUCAUCAUCAUCAUCAUCAUCAUCAUCAUCAUCAUCAUCAUCAUCAUCAUCAUCAUCAUCAUCAUCAUCAUCAUCAUCAUCAUCAUCAUCAUCAUCAUCAUCAUCAUCAUCAUCAUCAUCAUCAUCAUCAUCAUCAUCAUCAUCAUCAUCAUCAUCAUCAUCAUCAUCAUCAUCAUCAUCAUCAUCAUCAUCAUCAUCAUCAUCAUCAUCAUCAUCAUCAUCAUCAUCAUCAUCAUCAUCAUCAUCAUCAUCAUCAUCAUCAUCAUCAUCAUCAUCAUCAUCAUCAUCAUCAUCAUCAUCAUCAUCAUCAUCAUCAUCAUCAUCAUCAUCAUCAUCAUCAUCAUCAUCAUCAUCAUCAUCAUCAUCAUCAUCAUCAUCAUCAUCAUCAUCAUCAUCAUCAUCAUCAUCAUCAUCAUCAUCAUCAUCAUCAUCAUCAUCAUCAUCAUCAUCAUCAUCAUCGUCAUCAUCAUCAUACGUUGUUGCUUACAUUUCCAUAUCACAUAAUAAUGAACAAUAG